UGCCAGUUCUGAGUCUAUCCUAACAUGAGGUGGAAAAGUUUGAUGAUUUAUGAAAAAUAAAUGUUGCAAAAUGGUGAAGAAUUAAAAGGGGAAGAGGCCAAAUAUAUUUGAAAGUUAGCAAGCUCCACUGCUCCAGCUUUGAUUGCUGUGAAGCUGGCACCAGCUUCACAUUCCCUCCCAUCCCAUAUAUAUCCUCACAAGUAUUCCACUGGUUUCAUUAUGGGCCGACCUCUUCACUCUCUAUAUAUAUACACACACACACACACACUCAUAAAUAGCAACGUCUCUCUAAUUUAAGCAAAAAAGCCAUGGCUUCUAAUUUCCACAACAGCUUGCUGCUGCUGCCGUUGCUGUUGAUUAGAGUAGCAAAUGCAGGAAAUUUCUACCAAGAUUUCGACUUGAGCUGGGGCAGUAGGCGCGCCAAGAUCUACGGCGGAGGGCAGCUUCUGUCGCUGUCUCUCGACAGGAUUUCUGGUUCUGGAUUUCAGUCCAAGAGAGAGUAUUUGUUUGGAAAGAUUGAUAUGCAGCUCAAGCUUGUUGCUGGCAACUCCGCUGGCACUGUUACUGCAUAUUAUUUAUCUUCUCAAGGGCCGACGCACGACGAAAUCGACUUCGAGUUUCUAGGAAACGUGACGGCUGAACCUUACAUCCUCCACACCAAUGUCUUCACACAAGGCAAAGGCAACAGGGAGCAGCAGUUCUAUCUCUGGUUUGAUCCCACUAAAAACUUCCACACCUAUUCCAUCAUAUGGAAUCUCCAACAUAUUGUAUUCCUUGUGGACAACACUCCCAUAAGGGUGUUCAAGAAUAGUGAGUCCAAAGGCGUUCCGUACCCAAAGAAGCAGCCCAUGAGAAUCUACUCGAGUCUGUGGAAUGCCGAUGACUGGGCAACAAGAGGGGGGCUGGUGAAAACAGACUGGUCGAGGGCGCCCUUCACAGCCUACUACCGUAACUUCAAUGCACAAACCAGCGCCUCCAAAGGGGCGUGGCAGAACCAAGAGCUCGACGCCUACAGCUGGAGAAGGCUUAGAUGGGUUCAGAAGAAUUUCAUGAUCUAUAACUAUUGCACUGACUAUAGAAGAUUCCCUCAUGGCUUUCCUACAGAGUGCAAGCAAUGAGCAAACAAGGCUAUUGGACUUUGUUACUAUGUGUAUUUCAGUUUUUUCCCUUUCGUUUUUAUGUUCCUGUUUAGAAGUGUCGCAUGUUCUUGUUAGACAGAUGCAAAUAAAUACAUGAUUUAAGUA
This is a messenger RNA of Salvia miltiorrhiza (redroot sage), 1244 nucleotides long. RefSeq names its product xyloglucan endotransglucosylase protein 1. Lineage: Eukaryota; Viridiplantae; Streptophyta; Magnoliopsida; Lamiales; Lamiaceae. The record is from RefSeq and is a predicted model, not a curated record. The coding region runs from base 309 to 1118 and encodes 269 amino acids. Gene Ontology annotation, biological process: xyloglucan metabolic process; cell wall biogenesis. The transcript has 3 exons. Gene Ontology annotation, molecular function: hydrolase activity, hydrolyzing O-glycosyl compounds; xyloglucan:xyloglucosyl transferase activity. Gene Ontology annotation, cellular component: apoplast; cell wall.